This is a messenger RNA of Gambusia affinis (western mosquitofish), 2012 nucleotides long. RefSeq names its product putative GPI-anchored protein pfl2. The record is from RefSeq and is a predicted model, not a curated record. Bases 335 to 1963 code for a protein of 542 amino acids. The transcript has 17 exons. Lineage: Eukaryota; Metazoa; Chordata; Actinopteri; Cyprinodontiformes; Poeciliidae.
GACCUGCAACACAACAGGAGGAUUUAUAGGAAAUGAAAACGAUGAUUUAAGCCAGGAAACUUUUCAUACUGAACUACUAAAGUGACCCCAAAACCAAAACAUUGAACUUUAUCUAAAAAUAUGAAGUGUCAGUAAAAUGAUGAUGAUGGUGAAGUGAUCUGUUCAUGCUGUGGGUUUAGCUGAUCUAAAUACUGAUGAACUAUUUAUUCUGUGGGUUUGUGUUCCUGUGGUCAGUAGGAGGUUCCUCUACUGAUCAUCUGCUUUGUUUUAACAAUCAACUUUUGAAACCAAAUGUAGGUGAUAGUGACAGUAGGAAGACUUUCACUACUUCAUCAUGGCUUUACAGCUGCUGAUCUUCAUCCUCCUCCUCAAUUUGACUCAUGAAGCAAAAGCUGAAGCUCUUCCUCAACCAAACCUAACUGUGGAUCGACUUGUGAUGACAGAAACUGAUUCAGUCACAUUAAACUGUUCGGCUCCAACACAUGUUUCUGUGUCUCGGUGUGAUUUCUACAUUGAAAACAAAGAAAUGUCUUCAGAUUCCUCCUGUGUGAAAACACUGACAGGAUCUGAGAUGCUGAAGAAGUUAAACAUAAGAUCACCAUCUGAUGUCAAAGUUAAAUGUUCCUACGUUACAAAGAUUGAUGCUCUCGAUUCCUCAUCAUCAGACAGUGAAUCAACAACCAUCAUUAUAAACAAUCUUCUUCCAGCCUCACUGACAGUGAAUCCUCUGGUGAUCACAGAGUCAGACUCAGUCACUUUAACCUGUCGGCCUCCAUCUUCUGUUUCUGUGUCUGAUUGUUUUUUCUACAUUGGGGAAGAAAAAACACCACACAUAUUUUCUUGUGUGAAGAUGAUGACAGCAGCUGAUCUCCUGUCUUUAACCAAACAAAGUUUACCAGCUGACAUUGAUGUAACAUGUUUUUACCUGAAUUCACAUCAGUCUCCAAAGAGUAACCUGCUCACCAUCAUCAUACAGCUUCCUCCACCUGAACUGACUGUGAAUCCACAGCAGAUCACAGAAACAGAUUCAGUCACAGUGAACUGUGGGACUCCUUCAUCUGUUCCUGUGGAGAGUUGUUCUUUAUAUUUCAUAAACUCAAAGAUGUCCAGAAGCAUUUCCUGUGAGCAGACACUGACAGGAAGUGACCUCCUGAUGAUGGCACAUCAAACUUCACCUGCUGAGGUUGAACUAAAAUGUUUCUACAUUGUGAAACGUGGAGGAAUGCAUCAGUCUCCAGACAGCAACACGUCUACAGUCGACAUCCAGAAAGUUCAGGAAACAGAUUCAACCACAUUUCAGAAAGUAACGACUGUCAGUGUGACUGCUGGUCAAACAUUUAGGACAAUAAAAGAAACAGAAAGUCCAUUUUCUCCUCCACCAUCAUCAGUGAAUCCAACAUUAUUUGCUGCAACAGAUCCAAGUGGAAGUACCACAGUCAACACAGCUUCUACUUUGUCAACGUCACCAUCAGAGGCAACAGUUGUUGAGCGUCAGGAUUGGUUCCCUGCAAACACUGAUCCAAGUGGAAGCACCACAGUCAAGACUUUAGACUCACCAUCAGAGGCAACAGCAGCAGAUCAGAAACUUUCUGACAAAACUAAGUGGAUGUAUGUAGCUGCGCCUGGUUUUGGAGUAGGUGUGGGAGUCGUUUUACUUGUGGGACUUCUCUGUUCCAGACGGAGAAGUGAUAUCAAAACUCACAGGAGACCACCAGUCAGCUAUAAUGAUAAAUUUAUAGGAAUGAGGAAGGUUACUAAUGGAGGACUGUUACCUGUUGGGGAUGAAGAUGGCUACCACACAAUCACCUCCGUUCCUGCAGACGACUCUGCACACGAACACGUUGCGAUAAACACGCAGAACUCUCAAAAUCAUGAUGUUUACCACGUUUACUCCACCAUCCCUGAGGAACCAGAAGAAGCUGCCGUAGCGAAGCAGCUGUACUGCACCCUACAACCCCACUGAAAAACCGCUUUUGUUUAAAGAUGUGUCAAAAAUAUCCACUAAAUGUACA